GCCCGGCUACAGUGCUUUCGCAACAAGAGGCGGGCAGGCAGCGCUUGCUCGGUGAGCCAAUCUGUUCCAGCCUCUUUCGUAGCAGGGAUCAGCACCCAAUGCCGAAGACCACCUGGAGCUUCUCGCUUUUCGUGGGUAAGGUCGUGGUUGUUACACAGCGAAACCCCGGCGAUCAGCUGCGGCUCGCCUUUGGAGCCUCAGACCUACGCAGUGAAUUCCCCAAGCAAACAACAUCACAGCUAUCGAAGACGACAUCCCACAUCCCUCCUCCUCCUCGUCCUCUCCUCUUCGCCUCCCUUGCCUUCUCGUCUCUCCAACCUGCCUUUUCACAUCCCACCACUUUGUGAUUGUCCUGCCCCACGACACGAGGACCGAAGCUAGUUACAGCGUAUCGUAGCCCUACCAGGCCGCUCGCUGCCGCUAUGUCGAUACCAGACCCCACUACUCGGCGCUCCAUCUUGGCAUUGUCACUGAUCGGUAGUUUUGGAGUGAACAGCAUGUAUGGCCUGGUGUAUCGCAAUGGCUACAUCGACGCGCUCCUGCGCCUGCGCGAAUACGGCCCACACGUCCUUCCGGGCUCCAAUAUCCCGAUCCUGACGCGCUUUACGGGCAUCGGCUUGCUGGACAAAGCACUGGUGCUGGCCGGCGUGAUGUUCGCCAACAUCACAGACGGCUCGGCGCCUCAGUUGUCAUUGUACGGCUUCCAGUUUGCGGGGCAGCUUGUGCCAUUAUACACGGUUCUGAUGAUCGAGGCUGCGCGGCGUGGAAACAAGGGGAACAUCAUGUCGCUGGCCGUGCUUUGGGGCUGUGCAACACAAGGUUUAGGAUAUGGCUUCACGAUGCCUAUUUAUGCUAUCGUGCAUCUUCUCUGCUCCCCCACCGCCGCCAGUAUGGCACCCGCCGUGGCGCAGAAGAUCCGCCUACAGUCCACGGAUUUGUUGGAAGGUCUUGUCCCUUCAAUGAUUCUUGGCUAUAUCAUACCAACCGUUCUGAUGGCCAUCCCAUUCCGCUCCCACGUUCUGCACCAGUGGCUAGGCGGAUUGUGGCAAGGAUACCCAGUCUGGGUUUCUCUGAUUCACUACGGAAUCAAAGUCGUCCGUUCCCGAAGAGCAAAUAAAUCCAAUGAACCCAAGCCGCCGGAUACAACAACGGCAAACGGCACCGGAACGCGCUCCUAUGCCGCUCGCAUCGACGAAGAGAUGACCCUGCACCGAGCCUACCUCUUCGCCUUCGCCGUCUCGGCAUCCACGAACAUCACCACCUUCUCCAUCCUCGCGAGCUGCAAGCUGUUCCCCUCUUUAUUCCCCUCCCACAUCCUCACGGCCUUGACGCUCAAAAGUGUGUUUAUCCCGCCGCCAUUCUGGUCCCGAGCCCCAAUGCCCAACAUGGCGGUCGGUAUCCUCAACUUCUUCCAGUAUGACCAAUAUGUUGGCUCCACCGCUGCGAUUGUGUGGGCCGUCGCACUGCGCAUCAAGGCACGUAAGCAAGCUAUGUCGUUGGAAAGUUGGCUGUGGCUUGCGGGCGAGAUAUUCGGCAUCGCGUUUGUUGCCGGGCCUGGAGCGGCGUUGGUGUCCUUGGUUUGGAAUCGGGACGAGAUGGUACUUAACGACGAUAAGCUCUUCGAGACGGUUGAAGCCCCAGCGGCCGUAGAUGUAGAGAGCAGGGCUCUGAUAGAUGCGGACUCAGAGGAUCCUAACCACUCUAGCUGACUAGUUGUUAGAGAAAGAGAAUUAGUCAUGUAAACAUUAGAGGUUAAUAUUUUAAUACCAGGGGCCGCAUUAGCAGAAGCAAAUGCAAAGAGUAAAAGCCUGCUUUAGAUCUGAUUCCAAAGCAUUGAUUUCAUUUCGGAGCUGUAAAAGGCUGUUCUGAAUAAGUAUAGCCAAAAAUUGUUUAUAAAAAC
This is a messenger RNA of Hyaloscypha bicolor E, 1900 nucleotides long. RefSeq lists its product as uncharacterized. The record is from RefSeq and is a predicted model, not a curated record. The coding region runs from base 423 to 1709 and encodes 428 amino acids. NCBI's taxonomy places the organism in Eukaryota, Fungi, Ascomycota, Leotiomycetes, Helotiales, Hyaloscyphaceae. The transcript is spliced from 2 exons.